Messenger RNA from Dioszegia hungarica, 633 nucleotides. RefSeq lists its product as uncharacterized. Bases 1 to 633 code for a protein of 210 amino acids. The record is from RefSeq and is a predicted model, not a curated record. The transcript has a single exon. NCBI's taxonomy places the organism in Eukaryota, Fungi, Basidiomycota, Tremellomycetes, Tremellales, Bulleribasidiaceae.
AUGGCGAGUAUCCGAGACAUAUCUACCGCUUUACGCUUGUCAUCGUCUGCUGACCCACACCUGCUGGGGAGCCAUUUCUCGCACGAAAUUCACACCUGCAUCGCCUGGACUCAAGCCCAUUUCGAUCCUAUCGAUUCGGAGGCCCAACAUUGGAUCUACACAUGCCCCUUCCUCUCGACCAUCCACUCCUUCCGCUUAGUCCCUGGGAUAUUCACGCGUACCAUGACCAUUCCGACAGCAACAGGCGAUCUCGCAAAAUUGCCUGAGUCCAAGCCUGGCUGGUUGAUCCAGCUGGCCAACGACUUGGUGAAAUCAGGCGCAAGCGACAUCGGCACUUCCAUCAAUCCGUCUCGGGAACUGGCUUGGAAGCAUGUGUUUCAAGUCAUCGGGGUCGGGGCCAAUUCUCUCGAAGAUUCUGCUGCAAAAUUCUGCGACGAUCUCACCGAUGCGUUGCUCAUACCUUCCUGCCACAGAUUAUGUCGACUGCGCACCGGGUCAAUGGAGCACCUUACCAGCGAAGGGGACGCGCUACUGGUGCUCGGUGAGGAGGACGGUACGGUCAAGUUGUUUGACUAUAAAGACCUGAACUUCACCGCUGCUCGAUUGGAGUACAUAGCUGCGACUGGUUUGUGA